Daldinia decipiens is the source of this 1123-nucleotide messenger RNA. Its product is annotated as glutathione-dependent formaldehyde-activating enzyme. The record is from RefSeq and is a predicted model, not a curated record. Lineage: Eukaryota; Fungi; Ascomycota; Sordariomycetes; Xylariales; Hypoxylaceae. Gene Ontology annotation, molecular function: S-(hydroxymethyl)glutathione synthase activity; zinc ion binding. The transcript has a single exon. The coding region runs from base 491 to 1054 and encodes 187 amino acids. Gene Ontology annotation, biological process: formaldehyde catabolic process.
AGACAAUCUCAUCUGCCGCUCCCUGUGAAGCAUGGUGUUGGAACCGUCUUGAUGCUACCGGCUAUAUCAAGGGAUCUCCAAGCAACCCACCCCGAGAUCACAGAGCACGCCAUCCUGUAGGCUGUAGUUGACAUGUAUACGUAAGAUGCCAUUGCGAUCCGCGCUCUCUCCUCUUCCUCCAACCGAGCUUCACGGCCUAUCUCGGAGACGGGUGCUUAGUGCCGUAGAUUUCACCUCUUGGAGUCUUUCCCCCUCUCGUCUCCCGCAUAUAUAUGUCCACUCCUAUAAAGACAUAUAUCCAGUCUUCGUCCCAUCUGGCCGUAACAUCGUGAAAUAAGAUCAAUCUCGAAAUAGAUAGCAACCCGUUACCCUCGUUACCUCAGCCUCAACUAAAGCAAAGCAAAGCAAAGCAAAGCAAAGCAAAGCAAAGCAAAGCAAAGCAAAGCAAAGCAAAGCAAAGCAAAGCAAAGCAAAGCAAAGCAAAGCAAAGAUGGUUUCCCUACACCCCCUCCUCGACAACGGCAUCACCAAAGGCGACCCCAAUUUCUCCGGCGGCACUCUCUACUGCAAAUGCGCCACCGACCCCGUCGCCGUAACCCUCAGCUCCAACGUCGCCCACAACCACGCCUGCGGCUGCUCCAAGUGCUGGAAGCCCGCGGGCGCGCUCUUCAGCAUCGUCGGCGUCGUGCCGCGGGACAGCCUAUCGGUCACGGCCAACGAGUCGAAGCUCAGCAUCGUGGACCCCAAGGCCGCGAUCCAGCGCCACGCCUGCACCAGCUGCGGCACGCACCUGUACGGCCGCAUCGAGACCGACCACGCCUUCAAGGGCCUCGAUUUCGUGCACGCCGAGCUCAGCCCCCAGAAGGGCUGGCAGGAGCCCCAGUUCGCCGCUUUCGUCUCCAGCAUCAUCGAGCAGGGCUUCGACCCCGCGAGCAUAGGCCAGGUUAGGGAUAAGCUACGCCAGGUCGGCCUGGACACGUACGAUUGCCUUUCGCCCGCCCUGAUGGACCUUAUUGCUACGUAUACUGCUAAGAAGACCGGCGUCCUGAAAUGAACGCUGAAAACUUAGAUAAAAAGGGUACCUAGUUAUUAGGAUGGUUGUUGGGAGACACAUCGCAAUGAA